AUGUCACUUCAACCUCAAGACCUCUUAAUGACUUUUAUGCUUUAUUAUUUGUCAAACAGUUUGGUUACUUGCAAAAAAGUACAUGGUAAAUAUGACAGCCCUGUCGAUGAUACCGAUGAUCAACAAAUGGAUUAUUACCGUUUUUUAUACCAACGGUUGAAAGAAGACGCGGCAAGACAUCUUUCAAAACGGCGUCAUAAUGUUGUGCCAACUUUCUAUUCAAUUCCAGGGCCUUUUGAACCUCUGCCUGGCAGAUCGCAUAAUGCUGAUUACUGGCCUUUGUUUCCGUUUUCAAGUCAGUAUUCUGGAGGACUUGAUCUCGAUCCAUCGAUCGCUCGGGUAUCAAUAGGAAUACUUCACUUCUUGUAUAAGACUUUUAAAACUUAA
Messenger RNA from Enterobius vermicularis (human pinworm), 387 nucleotides. The record is from the annotation of a GenBank genome assembly. Lineage: Eukaryota; Metazoa; Nematoda; Chromadorea; Rhabditida; Oxyuridae.